This is a messenger RNA of Polistes canadensis, 974 nucleotides long. Its product is annotated as 60S ribosome subunit biogenesis protein NIP7 homolog. Gene Ontology annotation, biological process: ribosome assembly; ribosomal large subunit biogenesis. The transcript has 3 exons. The coding region runs from base 113 to 655 and encodes 180 amino acids. Gene Ontology annotation, molecular function: RNA binding. NCBI's taxonomy places the organism in Eukaryota, Metazoa, Arthropoda, Insecta, Hymenoptera, Vespidae. Gene Ontology annotation, cellular component: nucleus; preribosome, large subunit precursor; nucleolus. The record is from RefSeq and is a predicted model, not a curated record.
GGUUAGAUUAACCUAAUUAUUCCUACACGUUGUUUACAUGCAUCGUGCAUAGUGCAUCGUGUUUAUUUUAAUCUAAACUUUUAAAUUCGAAUAGUUCAAUUUAUAAACAAAUAUGAGACGUUUAUCAGAAGAAAGAACAAAGCUUGUGUUUGAAAAAUUAAAAAAAUAUAUUGGAGAAAAUAUAAAAAAUUUAAUAGACCGACCAGACAGCUUAUAUUGUUUUCGUGAAAAAAAGGAUAGAGUGUAUUAUGUUUCAGAAAAGAUUUUAAAAUUAGCUAAUACAAUUAAUCCAGAUAAUUUAGUUAGUUUAGGUAUUUGUCUUGGAAAGUUCACCAAGUCAGGCAAAUUUCAAUUACAUAUAACCGCUUUACAUUAUCUUGCUCCAUACGCUCAACAUAAACUUUGGGUUAAAUCCUCUGCGGAACAACAAUUUUUAUAUGGACAUCAUGUUUUAAAAUCUGGCUUGGGACGUAUAACGGAAAAUACAGGACAAUAUCAAGGUGUAGUCGUUUAUUCUAUGAACGAUAUACCUCUGGGAUUUGGUGUGAUGGCGAAAAGUACAUUGGAUUGCAAAAAUGCAGAUCCUAUGGCAACUAUCUGCUUUCAUCAAGCAGAUAUUGGGGAAUAUCUUCGAUCCGAGGAUACAUUAUUAUAAUUCCGAGGUUUCUAAAUAUCAUUUCAUUGUAUAUAAAUUCUAGGAUGUUAUAUUUAUAUUUUAUAUAAAAAUGAAUAAGUAAAACAAUUGAAAGUAUAGUUAAAUCUGUCAAAAUUUUCUGUAAUUAUCAUUUUAUUCAGACAUUGUAUACCUAAUUAUUCAUUUAUAAGAUAGAAAUAACUACAUAUUCAUUCCAUUAUGCUUUAAUUUAUUAAACUGCAUUGUGUGUUACAUUCGUCAUGACUAGCAACAGUUGUAAGAGUACAAAAGAUGAACAAUUAUUCACAUUAGAAGUAUUUGUGAAUGACGUUACUCUUUA